This is a messenger RNA of Penaeus indicus, 3913 nucleotides long. Its product is annotated as proline-rich protein 12-like. The transcript has 7 exons. The record is from RefSeq and is a predicted model, not a curated record. NCBI's taxonomy places the organism in Eukaryota, Metazoa, Arthropoda, Malacostraca, Decapoda, Penaeidae. The annotation marks the transcript as partial.
AUGGUUGGGUUCUCGGGGGUUAUGGAUUGGCGUGUGUUCCGUGUCCGAGUGCGUGUCCGUGUCCGUGUCCGUGUCCAGGCCCCGGAGAGCAAGGCGCCGACGGCGGACCAGCAGGCGGAGGCGGGGACGGCCAGCCCGAAGAAGGCUUCGCCCGCCGCGUCUCCCUCGAAGUCGGCCGGCGGCCUCUGGGCCUCGAGCGGCCUGUGGGCGGCGCCGGAGAAGCGCCCCGCGGACGCCCCGGCGGCCAAGCCUCGCAAGAUGACGGUGCCCUCGAUCCUCAAGCGCUCGGGGAAGCUGUGGAAGGCCGUGGCGCCGCCGAGCGGCCCUUCGCCGGCGGCGCCCGCGGAGCCGGCCGACGGGGGCGCGGGCCAGGCCGCCAAGCACCAGCUGUUCGUGGCCCACGUGGGCGGCCCGCCGGGCGCGGCGCCCCCGUCCUCGGCCCCCCCCGCCGACAGCCUGGAGCCGCCCGCCGGCGUGGCGCGCACCAGCGUCAUCUCCGGCGGCGCGGCGGCCACCCCGCUGUCGCAGCUCCUGAGGGUGUCCGUCAACAAGACUUGGGUGCCGCCGCCGUCGCAGGCGAAGGGCGCCGCGGACGAGGCCCUGGCGGCGGUCACUCCCGGCACCAUCCUGCACCAACGCCAGCUGCACAGGUCGUUCCUCCAGCCGGCGGCCCCGCCCUUCGCCCCCGCCCCCCCCACCAGUACAAACGCGGCGGCACCCUCCGCCGGCGCCCCCGCCCCGGCCUCCGGCGAAGCGCCCGACGCGGCGAAGGCCAAGCACACGAUGGUGCUGAUCCCCGCCUCCUUCGGGCUGGCGUCGCCCUCGAGCGCCGCCGGCGACGCCGAGGAGGGCCCCAAGGGCGCGGAACCGCUCAAGUAUUACCUGGUAUUCGCGCCUACGUCGUCGGGGCAGGGCGCGGCCUCCAGCGCGGCCUCCAGCGCGGCCUCGGGGCGGGGCGCGCCGCAGCCGCCGGCGGAGGCCGCGACGAGUAUCAUGUCGCCGCAGCCCGUGUCGUCGUCCUCGUACCUGGCCUCGCUCCUGAAGGCGGGCGUGCCCCUCGUGCCCGUGGCCUCCUCGGCGCCCCUGACCCAGGUCUCGCCCUCGAGGAGCUACCCGCUCGUCUCCUCCGUGCUCGCUCCGAAGCCGCCCGCGCGAGGCCCGCCUCCCCCACCCUCCUCCGCCCACAGCCCCGCCCUCGCUCCCUCCGCCCUCGGCAGCGCCAGCGGGGAAGCGGGCGCCGCCCUCGACGGCUUCCUGCCCUCCAGCUCGGCCUCGGGUCAUCCUGCGGAGAACGCAGACGGAGGAACGGGAGGAGAUGGAGCAGCAGCAACAGCAGCAGCAGGUGGCGGAGGAGGAGGAGGACCACCUGCAGGAGGCGGAGGGGCGGCGGCGACCACGAGGCCUGAGCUGGAGUCGCCGAGGGUGAGCGCCAUCAUCAGCACGGUGCUGGGGGAGAGCUCGGCCGUCUGCUCGCUCCUGAAGGCCGUGUCGGAUGGGAAGGACGAGGGCAGGCCGGCGCCCAAGUGCAAGAAGGCCGCCCGGAGGAAGGCCUCCCUGCUGCUGGAGGCGACGCAGGAGGAGGAUGAGGAGGUUCUUCGUCCGGGACCGCUCUCCAUCAAAUUGAAAAAGAGGAGGAAGAAGGCUUCUGCUGCGUCUCCGGCAGAUAGCGCCUUUGGGAGUCUGGCGGUGCCCUGCUCCUCCAUGGCCGGCUUCAGGGUUCUUGCCCAAACUGCUGCGGAGCCGAAGAGCGCCGUUGAGGGCCCGAAGGCCAUCGUCAUCACUCCCGAAGAGAAAGCCCAGCUGGCCAGGGUCUUCCCGCAGCUGGUGGAGGUCAAGGAAGGGCCCAUCACACUGGAAAAUGCGCUGGGGGAACUGAUCAGCAUCCAGGUUCCUGUGGGGAAGGCUGGCGAAGGAGGCGGCCAGAAGCCUAAGAAGAGGCGCAGGCGGAAGAAGCUGACGGAGGCCAUGAGGGUCGAACUCACGAAGAAAGCCAUGAGCACCAAGGCAGAAAUACGUCUGAAGCGCAUCUGCCACACGGACAUCACCGGGCUCUUCCUCAAGACCAACAAGAUCAACAGGAGGUGCGGGAAGAUCCUGAGGCAGGUCAUACGCAACGGCGACAUCAAGAGGUACCUGAUGCUACGUGCCAAGGGCCUGCGCUGCAAGCCCCUCCCCCUCAAGGCAGCAACUGACCCUCGGAGAACCCCAAAAGUCGGUCCAGUUGGAAGCAAGUCCGACGCAGUCCAGAGGAUGCUGCUUGCUGCACGCACAGGCAAAGAGGAGGACUUGUGGCCAGUGAUAGGAUCCCCAGAGGAGACAACAUCCUCCGAGGCCCCCAAGCCCCAGAAGCGGAAAACUGGCAUCCAGCCCCCCCGCGCACCACCGAAGGAGACCAAAGUUGCCGCCGUCAUGAAUGAGAUUCUGAGAGAGGGCGAGAACCCAACCCUGACUCUGGGAAAAUCUCUGUUUGUGCAGAAUGAUCGUCUCAGCCAAGGGCAGAGGACCUUUGCUUCCCUGAUUGGUUACAAGCUAGCAAAGAAGCGCACGAAGAACAGGGCGCUGGACUCCCUUGAGGGAAGUCAGUUUCUGAUGGACCCCCGGCUCUUUGGCCUGAAGCCGAAACCAAAGCCAGGGAAUUCCUUAGACCAAGAUGCAGAUGGCUCUAAGUCAGCCAUGGACGCUCCCUCAUCAACCCCUGUUACUGCAUCGCAAACUGGUGCGCCAAGCAAGCAGGUGGCGGCACCAAGCCAGAGGCAGCCGUCCCACCCCAAGAACAUGGCAAUGCCUAGUCCCCCCCCUCUCUUGCCCCCACCUGGGCCCAACACAAGUGCACCAGCGCCCAUGCCCAGACCAGCCGCUCCAGGACCAAGCAGGUCCAUAGCACCAGUCCUGCAUGGACAGAGCGCCCCGGGAAGUGAGCGAGUCAUGCCCCCGCUCCACCCUAGUCGGGCGGCAGUCCACCCUGGGGCAGAGGUGAGCAUUGCCCCCAUGGCCCAGGUUCACAACCAGCCUCCCUCAGUGAUCCACCAGAGGAGAAUGUACACCCCUCCCCUUCCCCCUCCAGCCCACAUGCACAAUGCUGCUCUGCUGCCCCAUUCUUCACUGCAGCAGAACUCCUCAGCAACAAGGAUGUUCAGUUAUGAGCAAGCCAUGAGGAUGAGGGAGAGUGCGAGCCAGGGGGUUCCGGUGGGCUACAACAGGUACUCUCCUGCUGCGCCAGAGAGCAAUGGCUGGAGUGCCACCAGGCCAGGAAGUCAUGGCUCUCACGCACCACCGCUCAUGUUCAUGGGAGGAGCAGCAUUGAUGAAUUCUGUGCGAGAUGCAAGUAUGGUUGUGAGAGCGCAGAGGGCUGCCCCACCCCCCCUGUCCUUCAUGGGACCGAGCUCUGAGCCACUUGGGAGACCGUCCUUACAGAUGAAUCCCACUCAGGCAGCCAUCAGGCACAUGCACCAUGCUUCCUGGCCCAUCUCCCUCGACUCCAGCCAGCAGGCUUCAGCUGCGAGGAACUACGGAGUCAUUAACCACACUCGGCACAUCUUGCCAGAACAACGGCAAGCAGCCAUACCACACAACCUCCAUGCCCGCGCCCACCCCGAACAGCCCCCACCAGCUCUACCACCAAGACUCCAGGGUCAUGGCAUCAUUGAACCGCCUCAGCCCAACUUAUCACACAGUAUACAGGGUCUUUUGCUAAAUGAGCCAAGACCGCAAGCCUUGUUAGCAAGAUUGCAUGCCCAGGUCCCGUCAGAUCAGCAGCCAGUGAAUUUGGUAUCGGGUGCUCAAGGCCAGGGAGCGGGAGACCAACACCCUCCUAGUCUGCCCCAUACCACAAGAGAGUCUGCAUUGCCCAAACUUCAUCCUCUGCCCACAUCGCAUGCCGCUGUAUCAAAUUCACAUAUGUGUUCUUCAUCAG